Molecule: messenger RNA, 288 nt
Organism: Protopolystoma xenopodis
Lineage: Eukaryota; Metazoa; Platyhelminthes; Monogenea; Polystomatidea; Polystomatidae
Source: the annotation of a GenBank genome assembly
AUGAAAGAGCGAAAGUCUGAUCCUUCUGGCGAUCUUCCAAUUAGACGGGUUUCUAAUGCAAAUUACUUGAUUGCCUAUCGGCAUAAAAUUGUCCGCGAACUGAUUCAUCUUAAGAGCGGUUUGAUUUGCCCUGAAUGUCAUGCUCGCUACUUGAUACAGUUUGGUUGUGUAGGUGUUGCUAACACCACAGCCCUUCUGCCCUUCAUGGAUCAGAUACCAUCGGAGGAGAGGGGCGGAGGAGCUGCUAUCACAGGACCGAAACUGCUGAUUUUUGGGAUUCGCGUCUAA